Molecule: messenger RNA, 1537 nt
Organism: Sardina pilchardus (European sardine)
Lineage: Eukaryota; Metazoa; Chordata; Actinopteri; Clupeiformes; Clupeidae
Product: beta-2 adrenergic receptor-like
Exons: 3
Coding region: 305-1537 (410 amino acids)
Biological process (GO): G protein-coupled receptor signaling pathway
Cellular component (GO): plasma membrane
Molecular function (GO): G protein-coupled receptor activity
Source: RefSeq, a predicted model, not a curated record
AGACGCGGACCACUCCGCUCCGCUGCCUCCACACAGCGCGCGCGCAAAUACACACACACACACACACACACACACACCGCCACAGCUGGACCUGCACGCCACACUGGAUACCACCGGCCAAAACUCCACACCUGAGAGCAUUCCAGAGUCCGCCGACAAGCAGGGACAUCAUUUAGCUCUUCACAAGAUGAUACGGAGGAGACAUACUUAGAUUCCAAUCCAUCCUCCAACCCAAGCACACACACACCCCACAAGUUUUCCUCCAGUCAGCAGUGUGUGUGAGUGAGUGUGUGUGGGGGGGAUCAUGACGGCCCUCCUGGCCAACCUGAGCAUGCCCUGGGGCACGGAGGCACUGAUGGGCUCCACAGACAGCAUCAACCUGACGGCUCCCGUGCCCGUGCCACCUGACCAGCGGGACGGGCAGUCCCAGGCGCCGCUCUGCACGCUCUGCUGCUGCGGCCUGCUCAACCGGACGCUGGCCGUGGUGUUCAUGGUGAGCCUGGCGUUCGCCAUCGUCGUGGGCAACGUGGUCACGCUCACCGUGUUCAUGCAGACCCGCCAGUCACGCACUCCACAGGGCUACCUCAAAGUGUCUCUCGCCAUUGCUGACAUGUUGGUCGGCGUUUUGGUCGUGCCAUUUUCCGUCUACACCGAGAUCUCGCUCAUGGUGACCAGCGCGCCCCCCGUGUGGUACCAGUCCGCCAGGGCGCCCGCGGACCUGGCGCCGCCCGCGCACACCAACCUGUCGGCGCCGUGGCAGCCGUGCAUGCUGAUCGGGCCGGUGUUCGCCGGCUGCACCUUCGUGUCCAUCAGCACCAUCUUCCUGAUGACGGUGGAGCGCAGCAUCGCCAUCCUGCGGCCGCUGCACAAGGACACGCUGGUGACGCGGCGGCGCGCGCUCCUGCUCAUCCUGCUGUCGUGGAGCGGCAGCUUCCUGCUGGCGGUGGCGCCGCUGGCGCUGAGCCGCAGCUUCACGCUGGAGUACAACGCGUGCAGCCGCAUGUGCAACUACGCGCCGCUCUGGGACGUCUCUGGGACGGCGGGACCGCCGCGCGACGCCCACGUCAUGCUCCUCUUCCCCGCCUUCGACUUCACGCUGCUCGGGGGCACGCUGGCCGUCAACAUCAUCUCCUUCACCAGCAUCCGCCGCUACUCGCGCAAGCGCAAGCUGCUGGCGGAGGGCAGCCUGGGCGGGGAGAGCGGCGGAGGUGGAGGAGGUGGUGGAGGUGGUGGAGGAGGUGGAGGAAGCGGGGGCUGGUGUCAGCACCGGCCGUCCUUCUCCGACAUCAAGGCGGCCAAGACCAUCGGCAUCCUGACGUUCGCCUUCACCGCGUCCUUCUCGCCCAUCGCCGUGUUCGUGCUGGGCAACGUGGUGGGCUACGUCUGGUGCAACUUCUCCUUCUUCGCGUUCUGGAUUCUGGCCGGCAACAGCUGCUGCAACGUGGUCAUCUACAGCGUCAGGGACCAGCGCUUCCGUAAGGGAGUGACACUGCUCUUUCAGAGGGACCGCUCGAUCCCCAUGGGGGAAAAAAACUGA